UGCGUCACGCCGGCGGAGGGCACGGUGGGCUGCGGCCGACCCGCAGACGAGGAGCCAGGCGUCCCGGGCGAGGGGGAGGCGGCCGCACCCGCCCUGGCAGCCGCGAGCGGCGCGGCCCGGGACCGGCCGGGGGUCGCCAGCGAGCAGCCGCCGGCUCCAUUCAUUCCCGCGGCUCCGCCUCCUUUCCCGGGCUCCGGUGGCUUCGGAGGCGCGUCCGAGAGGAUGGCAUUCCCUGUGGAUAUGCUGGAUAAUUGCAGUCAUGAGGAAUUGGAAAAUUCUGCUGAAGAUUAUAUGUCAGAUCUAAGAUGUGGGGACCCUGAAAACCCUGAACGUUUUUCUCUUCUCAAUAUUACGAUUCCUAUUAGCCUGUCAAAUGUAGGCUUUGUACCUCUUUAUGGUGGAGAUCAGACCGAGAAAAUUCUUGCUCUUUUUGCACCUGAGGACUCACUCACAGCUGUGGCACUUUACCUUGCUGAUCAAUGGUGGGCUAUUGAUGAUAUUGUGAAAACAUCUGUCCCUUCUAGAGAAGGGCUUAAGCAGGUGAGAACUCUUGGGGAGAGAGUGGUUCUGUAUGUUCUGAACCGGAUUAUUUAUAGAAAACAGGAAAUGGAGAGAAAUGAGAUACCAUUCCUGUGUCAUAACAGUACUGAUUACGCCAAGAUUCUGUGGAAGAAAGGAGAAGCCAUUGGGUUUUAUUCAGUUAAGCCUACAGGAAGCAUAUGUGCCUCAUUUCUUACCCAAAGCUACCAACUGCCAGUUCUUGAUACGAUGUUUGUAAGAAAGAAAUACCGAGGCAAAGAUUUUGGGCUUCAUAUGCUGGAGGACUUUGUUGAUUCCUUUACGGAAGAUGCUCUUGGCUUGCGGUAUCCACUCUCCUCUCUCAUGUACACAGCUUGCAAGCAGUACUUUGAAAAGUAUCCAGGAGACCAUGAACUCCUUUGGGAGGUUGAAGGUGUUGGACACUGGUAUCAGCGAAUACCAGUCACCAGAGCAUUACAGAGAGAAACACUUAAAAUUACAGCAGUUUCUCAAAAUGAAGCUAAAAGACCUAUGUCUGGAGAGUAUGGUCUUUCAUCUGUUCCAGAAUAUGAAGCAGAAACUGAAGACAAUCAGUCUAGUGAGAUGCAGCUAACUAUUGACUCUCUAAAAGAUGCCUUUGCAAGUACUUCUGAAGGUCAUGAUAAAACACCAGUUUCCACUCGUACUCGAAGUAGUCAUCUGAAGCGGCCAAAGAUUGGGAAACGGUUUCAGGAUUCUGAAUUUAGUAGUUCUCAAGGAGAAGAUGAAAAGACAUCCCAGACUUCACCUACAGCUUCGAUAAACAAAUUGGAAUCUACUGCACGCACAUCAGAGAGCUCAGAAGAAUUCCUGGAAGAAGAACCUGAACAAAGUGUGAUUGAAUUUGAGGACGAAAGUAGUGAUAAGGAUGCUCGGCCUGCACCAGAAACCCAACCACGUGUGGAAAAGCAAGAUGGUGAAAAGGAAUCUGAAUUAGAGCCUAUGAAUGGUGAGAUAAUGGAUGAUACUCUUAAAACCUCACUUAUAACUGAAGAGGAGGACUCCACCAGUGAAGUUUUAGAUGAAGAAAUAAAAUUGCAAUCUCUUAAUUCCAGCGAAGACUCUACCACUCUUGUUCCACUGGUGGUAGAAUCUUCAAAACCCCCUGACACUGUUGCACAGGAUAAGACCUCACAUAUAACUGACUCAGAAAUGUUGCUGGACGAAGGCCCAUCUGAUGAAAAGGGGCACACUGAAGAGAAACUGCCACUAGUUUCAAGAAAGAAAGCACAUUUUGGGAGUUCAGACAAUGUUGCUACUAUCCCAAAUGAAGAACGAUCUGACAGUGGUUUUCCAAACUCUGUGAUAGCUGAAUUUUCUGAGGAAUCAAUCUCUGAAAAUUUAUCACCCAACACUACUUCUUCAUUGGAAGACCAGGGUGACGAGGGGGUACCUGAGCCCCAGGAAACGUCUACAGCUCUUUCUCAGAGCUCUUUGAUAGAAGUUGAACUUGAAGAUGUGCCAUUUUCACAGAACGCGGGACAGAAGAACCAGUCAGAGGAGCAGUCUGAAGCAUCUUCUGAGCAACUGGAUCAGUUUACGCAGUCAACAGAAAAAACGGUGGAUAGCAGCUCAGAGGAAAUAGAAGUGGAAGUGCCUGUGGUAGACAGGCGGAAUUUAAGAAGAAAGGCCAAAGGGCAUAAAGGACCUGCUAAGAAGAAAGCCAAGCUGACAUGAAUGAAGAAGAUACGCAGAUGAUAAAUCCUCUUUGUAACAUUAUUGUUUUUAAAAUAUGGUGAUUAAUAAAUGGCAUGGGGCACAGGGCAAAAAUUGCAAAAUUUCACUUUGAACUUAUUUAUGAUGCCGGUUUUCCGUCCCCCUUAGGACCUGGGAUUCACCAUUCUUUUUAAUUUUUCAGGCUAUUUUGUGUAAAUACAAUUUUUUUUAUUUUUAUUAAACCAUGUUUCGACUUUGGGAAACCAGAUCAUACUAUAUUUUCUUUAGCAAUUGGGGACAUCUGACCAUUAAAAUUUUAGAAAAUAUAAAUUAAACUGAAAGUAGUAGGCUUUACAUUACUUGUAAGGAUCACAGAAAUCUUUUAUACUAUGGAUUUUAAUAGUAAACUUGGUGAGGGUUCUAGAAGUUUUAUCUUAAAAAUCAAAACUAAUCAUUUUUUAAAAUGUAGGCAUGUCUAAACAAAAAUGUCAGUAAAUGAAAAUAUACUUCAACUAAAUGAGAGCACAAAUAAAAAUUUAUGGUGAAAGGUUUAUGAAGAUAGUAUUUUGGCCUCUUAAUUCUUAGUUGUGUAGAUGCAGUCUCUUCCUUGGACUUCAGUGUCUGAGGAAAGGUAUAAAAUCUGUUUCCACCUCAGUCUUUAUAACAUCUAAUAUUUACGGUACUGCUAGGGAUUUAACUCUGGCAUGUAGGCACUAAUUAUAAAAUAUCAUUUGAAGCUGGGGACUAUUCGUUUUGUCCUCAUCCAAUUAACAUGUAUACUUCAGAAGUGUGAGAACCCUUCCUAAGGCUUCUCCUCAAUCCUGUCACUGCCUUUACUCUAGAAAUCAGAUAUUCUCCUCAGCUUUCAUCCACUUCCCUAACUCAGAGUGAUUCCUGCCAAAAGAUCUGCUGCCUGUCUGCCAGCUUAUGCCCUUGGCAUCCGUAUCUGGGUAGGUUUGGACUGUGCCCCCACAAUCUUAGAUCUAGACGGCAGGAAUGAAUCUGCUCAAGGAGCUAUAUAGUUCAAAGAGCUUAGCUCAAAUUGGAGGCUUUGGUUGUUGCUCUGGUCUUGCUCACUUGUUCUGUGAGGACAGGUUACAAGCUAGCCUAUGUGUAUACAUUGUGGUACUAGGCCUUUGCCUAGGAAAACUUAAAUUCUCUUGUUAAUUUUUAUAUAGUAAUUUAUUUAAAAAUGAACAAAAUGGUUAUUCUUAGAAUCCAAAGAGAAUCUUAAAACAGUCCUACUCUUUGGAAGUAUUGUGUGUACUCAGAUUUGCAGUUAAUUUGGAGAAUCCUUUGAGACCAUUAAGAUUGUUUUUAAAACAGCUUGGUCCUUAUAAUGAAAGAACCACGUUAUGACUUUGUGUCAUUAUUUGAGGUGCUAAGGAUUGAUGUCAAAGGUUUAUCCAGUCUACAGUCAGGUGAUGUCAUUAAAUUUUAUUUUGGAAUGUUGAUAUUUUAGGUCUAAUAAGCUAAGUUAAAAUGUUUAAGCAGGCAAAACAGCAAACCCUCCUAUUCAUGUAAAAUUUUGAAUACUUGUAUCCCCUACAUUUUCCUUAAUUAUUGGUCAGAGGCAAGCCAGAUGAUUUCACUCCAAGUGAAAAUUAAAGCACUUUGGCCAUUUGUUUUCUCAACAAAUGCUGAUUAAUUGAAAAAAUAAAUAUGACUGGUACAUCUAUCACAUUUAUGCUGUUUUAUAGAUUUUGUGAGAAACUUUACUAUCACAAUUAGGGAAAUAAAGAUAUGAGGAUUUAGUAAAUUCUUAACCUUUCCAUUUUUAAUUUAAAAUAGAUUUAAAAACCUAAUACUUAGAUAUUUUACUUUUUUACUUGGAUUGUUCACUGUUCUCUUGAGAAUACUUUCUUUAAAAGGGUGUAGUUUAAGACUGAGGUCACUGACAACUCUCGAUAUGUGAAUAUAGUUGCUGAGUUCACAAAACAUGUUUAGUUAUUCAUAUAUAAUAGGACUAACAGUAUAAACUCGUAAUUGUUAAACUUCUUUGGUUUAUUCUUAAAACAGCAAGAGCAUUUUAAGCAGUUUCAGAACUUUAUGCUUAGCAUACAAGAAAACUUUUAUUACGUAUUAUCUCUGACCGAAAAUGUUAUUUUGGGGGUUUGUAGAUGGUAGAGAAAGCUAGGUAACAUAGAAAAACCUUACUUUCAUGUUCAGUAACACGUUCAUGUUCAGUAAUGAGUUCUGUACUCAAUGAGUAUAGAAUUUAUAACAAAACUUAUCCUCAAUAAGGAAUCUAAAUAAAACUAAUCAGAUACUUAGUUUUUUGCAAGGCAUUAGAAAAACUUGAGAAUUAUAGAGACUGAAAUCGGAUUUCAGCCAGCCAGUCUAGUUAUUGAGUGUCUAGUCACAUUCUAUAGUCCUUUGUGAACUGCUUUUUUCUGUUUAGAAGUUUUAUUUCUGGAAAAGGAUUUCACUUCAGUUUGUGUAAAUAUGUGUAUAUUUCCUUGUGUAAUAUAAAACAGAUAUUAACAAAAUUUUAGUUCUUUCAAGUUUAAAUUAUCCAAUUGCUAGACAUCACAGAAAUAUAUUUAACAAUUUAUUAUAAAGCUCCUCUAAACUUUUAAAGAUGAGAGGAUCUAUUAUGAUUUUUUAUAAAAUCAAAUAGCAUGACAGAAUGUCAGUCUUCUACUUAAAAUGUCUAUAUUCACUGUGUUUCCAUUCACUGCAAAGAAUAAAUAUGGCAAGGAUAACACUACUAGUGGUUAACGGUUCACUUUUAGCUGACCAGAACACUACCUAAAAUUGUUUCAGUGACUUUAGAAAGUAUCUUGAAGGUUUAUGAUUACAUCAAAUUGAGUCUUUACCUAGUAUCUAAAUAUCUGCUCUUAUGUACUGCUUUACCCUUAGGGAUUACCUUCUAAGGUUUGGUCACACCAGCAAACUGAUACAGAUCUUGAUGUAAAUACAGAAUUUAUACUAACACUCAUCUGUGUAACAGCAUUUUAGAAAUUUCUGCUUUGUAUGUCCACUAGUAGCUAAUCUGGUGUUUAAAGUCCAGUCUUUCAUGGAUGUGAUUAGUUACAAAUGUUAUGCUUCUGUUGGCAUACUUAAUAUAAAGCUUUCUUUGUAGAAGAUACUUAAUUUGCUUAUUUUGGGUUCUAAAAAAUAAGCAGACUGAGUUCUGUGGGAUUAUGCUUACCUCUAUUUUUUUUCACCUUCCAAAUCUUAGUCAUUCACACAUUCCCCAUUUCUAUUAGUGGCAAAAUCAGUUGUUAAAAUAUAAUUGUAAGAAAGGUUCAGCUUCCUGUCAUCCUGAAGUAAUUGUAUCAUACUGGAUAGUCAUUCCCAAGGAACUAGCCUUUCUUAAGUGUGUAUGUGUUCUAAAACUUCUAGGUUUAUAGAACUUAGAAAAGAUGUUACGUUAUUCAGAAUAAAGUCUUAUACUGAGGUACUCAAGUUUGUUUUCUUGGUAGGUUUUUUUUCCUUUUUUUAAGUUUAAAAAGUAUGUUUUGUGAUUGUUUCUUGGCCUGUGUUUUGAUAUUCUUUCCCUUUUCCCUACUUUAAUUGACGAAGAUGUGUUUAGAUAUUGAAUUUGUUUAGACAUUAAAUGAUUUUGUUAAAGGCACAAUUAAUCACAUUGGUUGUACUUUCAAGACAGACUUUAAAAAUAAACAAUUUAAAACCA
Molecule: messenger RNA, 5854 nt
Organism: Mirounga angustirostris (Northern elephant seal)
Lineage: Eukaryota; Metazoa; Chordata; Mammalia; Carnivora; Phocidae
Gene: FAM169A
Product: family with sequence similarity 169 member A
Exons: 13
Coding region: 223-2235 (670 amino acids)
Source: RefSeq, a predicted model, not a curated record